AUGGAAUUAUUGGAAGAAAAAAAAGCGAAUUGUACACUUAUUGAGAACGGUUUGAAAGGUCUGUGUGAGAGUGCUUCAAGAGGAAUGAAUGUUUUUGAUGCAGUCAUAAUCAGUAAACUGAUUAUUGAAGAUCAUUUAAUUGAUAAACCAUCUGAACUAGAUUCGUUGGCUAAAUCGAUUUUGAAAGUGUUAAAAAAUGACGGCGUGGCGAUUAUUCGUGAAGAUCUUGAUGGUUAUCGAGCAACCGAAAAAGUGUGUCAGUUCACAAGUUUCUUUGAUUUAUUCAGUGACCGGCUUGAUGAUAGUACCUGUGAUGUUGCUGGUUUCGAUUUCUACUCCUUGAAACAACUGAACGCAACAAUUCACACAACGCGAAAUUUCUUCGACUUUUUGUGGGUUCUCAAAAAGAAGCAACAUUCAGAGCAUGUGGCAAAUGGUAGUAAUGAAGAAAAAGCGAAAACUGAAAAGAAAACUUUUCGUGACUUUUUGGAUACAACACAAUAUACAGAUGAAGGUAUUCGUGCGUAUGAAUGGGUGUUUGGUAAUCAUUUCAUCAGCCCCGGUGGCUAUGAAGAGAAUUUAAAAGUACUGAAAAGAUUCGGUGAACUUAAAGUUGGUUCGAAAAUGUUGGAUAUCGGUGUGGGUAUCGGAGGUGGUGCACGUCAAGCAGCGAAAGAAUUUGGCUUGUUGGUACACGGAAUUGAUAUAAGCGCAAAUAUGCUGGCGACUGGAAUGGAUCGUUUACAAGAAGAUAAAGACACUCGCAUUCGAUACCAAAUUUGUGAUGCACUCAAUUACAAAUUUCCGUCGAAUCAUUUCGACUACGUGUUCAGUCGCGAUUGCUUGCAUCACGUUGAACACAUGCGCAUCAUUUUCAGCAAUAUUCUUGUUCGUUUCACUUUUUUCGUUGAACUUCACGCCUUUUCUUCCCUUUUUUUCAACUGUUUUCUGCUGAUUUCAGUUCCAGCUAUUUUAAAUGCUCGACGUUAUUGCGGUCGUUAG
Messenger RNA from Anisakis simplex (herring worm), 1002 nucleotides. NCBI's taxonomy places the organism in Eukaryota, Metazoa, Nematoda, Chromadorea, Rhabditida, Anisakidae. The record is from the annotation of a GenBank genome assembly.